This is a messenger RNA of Colletotrichum siamense, 1266 nucleotides long. It is a transcript of the gene roqM-1, whose product is annotated as FAD-dependent monooxygenase roqM. Lineage: Eukaryota; Fungi; Ascomycota; Sordariomycetes; Glomerellales; Glomerellaceae. The transcript has 4 exons. The record is from RefSeq and is a predicted model, not a curated record. Gene Ontology annotation, molecular function: FAD binding; monooxygenase activity. The coding region runs from base 1 to 1266 and encodes 421 amino acids. Gene Ontology annotation, biological process: secondary metabolite biosynthetic process.
AUGUCUACCCCACCAAGGCCCAGCAGCGGCAUCAAAGUAAUUGUCGUCGGCGCUGGCUUCGGUGGCUUGACCGCAGCAAUCGAGUGUCACCGGCAAGGUCACGAUGUCGUGAUUUACGAAUCGUUCCCGGAACUGAAGCAACUCGGAGACAUCAUCUCCUUUGGACCAAAUGCCGGUCGGAUCUUUCAUCGGUGGUCCAAUGGCGAUGUCGUUUCAAGACUGCGUCCUUUGAGCAUAAACCUCGAAAACUACGGCUUUAGAAUCCACAAGUGGGAUACUGGAGAAGUAGUUCUGACUCAACGAAGACCACCUCCCGAUCCCGAGGCGCCGGUUCUGAAUGGCCACAGAGGCGAGCUUCAUGAGGUGGUUUUUAAUUACGCGCGAGACGAGUUGAAGAUCCCCAUUCAUCUGGGAGAGCCGGUUGUUGAUUACUUUGAAACCCAAGGCGGCGCUGGUAUUCAACUACAGGACGGCAGAAAGAUUGAUGCCGAUGUAGUGAUUGCAGCCGACGGUGUUCGGUCUAAAGCGAGGGAGCUUGUCCUUAAACACAAGGAAAAGCCGGUAAGCAGUGGCUACGCGGUAUGGCGGGCAUGGUUCUCCGCCGAUGCCCUGCUCGCAGACCCCCGAACAAGAGAGUUCUGCGAGAAUGGUGACACAUUCAACGGUUGGAUCGGACCCGACGCUCAUUUUCUGUUCUCCACCAUUAAAGGUGGCAAAGACGCCUCUUGGGUAUUGACUCACAAAGACGAGUACGAUAUUGACGAGUCGUGGUCGCUUCCGGGCAAAUUGGAGGACGUUUUCAAAGCGCUGGAAGGCUGGGAUCCGCUUUGCAAGGUAAUCGUAGAGAAGACGCCGUCACUGGUUGACUGGAAGCUGGUCUAUCGGAAUGCCUUGCCGAACUGGGUCAGUAGCGGCGGCAGAAUUGCACUGCUCGGGGAUGCAGUACAUCCAUUUCUUCCAACGAGUGUCCAAGGAGCCACGCAAGCAAUGGAGGACGGUGUGACGAUCGCCAUUUGCUUGAGACGCGCUGGCAAAGACAAGAUUUCGACAGCUCUAAAGACGUACCAAGAGAUGCGGUAUGAGCGUGUGAAAGCAGUGCAACAAACCGGACUAUCGACCCGCGAUCUUUGGCACAAGACAGAUUGGAACAAGGUGAAGGAGAACCCUCAGAGUAUUGCGCUGCCGAGAGAAGAUUGGAUCCUUGAGUUCGACGCAGAGAAGCACGCAGAAGAGGCAUUCGAAAGUUUGUUGAAGCCUGGUCUCUAG